UUACUCGUGUUUAUGUAUCACGCUGUUCGCUGCGUUGUCCUUAAUUUCCUAAAAAGCGUUUAAACAUCUAAUGAAAGCAUUUGGCUUGCGAUUUUUACUGUCUGUCAAUUUUAGUUGCGUUUGGAGCUUCGCUGCGUGCGGUUCGUCUUGUCCUGUCUCGUCUGGUCUUGUUGGUUGCUGCAACUAACUAGCUUAGUUAGUAGUUAACCGUUUAGCUUGGAGACUAUGCUGCUCAUCUGAUCAUGGCCAAAAUAAUAUCAACGAUCAAGGCGAUCCUCACGCGCAUCAUAUUCAGCGCCCACAGCUUGCUGGCCAUUUGGCAGGUGACGACGUUUAAGAAGGACAUCAUAUAUUGGACGCUAUGUGGGCCGCUGCUGCUGCUGCUGCUCGAGGGCAUCUUCACCAUAAUGAUCAAGAAGACGCAAGAAUGGCGCUGGUUCUGUCCCUCGGUGUUUCUGUACCUGAGCAGCAUUGUGCCGGCCAUUUGGUUGCUUGAGCUGGAUAAGAUCGAGCGUCGCCUACUGGUGAUAAAUGGCUCGUUGGUCAAUGUAAAUGCUAGCAAUGCCAUCACUGACAACAACCUUACCAGUACCAUCACCAGCGCCGGAACCGCCGCCACCGCUACCAGCACCACCAAUAACAGCGCCAUGGUGCCAGUGGCUGAUCUGCUGGACGAUGCUGGGAUCACAUUGCCCGUGAUUAGCCCAGAUACGUGGACCACGCUAAUCGAACAGUUUCUUAUGCUGAUUCUGAUUGUGGGCCGUUGGCUGCUGCCCAAAGGUGACUUGACACGCGACCAGCUCAGCCAGCUGCUGUUGGUCUACAUUGGCACAGCGGCGGAUAUCAUCGAGUUCUUUGACUCCUACAAAGAUGAUUCCAUUGCACGCAUUGGAUUUUUGGUAUUCCUCACUCUAGGCAUUUGGUCCUGGAGCCUGAUGCAGUUUACCAUUGUGCUGUCAGCCACACGGGGCAGGCGACCGAGAGGCAGCGGCUCACAUCAUAAGGAGGAACAGGCGGAUUGCUGUCAGAACUGCUGCUGUGGCAUUGAUGUCUGGGGCAUUGUGCUGAACGUAAUUCUUCAGGAUGCGCCAUUUCUCACCUUUCGCUUAUUGAUUAUAUUUCAAUAUAAAAUAAUUAACUACAUGAACGUGUUUUUUACCUGCAAAAACUCCUUGGUGAUUAUACUUCAGCUGUACCGCCUGUACGUGGUCAAUGCGGAGUUCUGGAAGAGUCGACGUGAAAGCCGCAUGGCCAAGGCGCGUCAGUAUCAAUCCCGCAGGCGAGUGCACGAUGCGGACCAGAACAGCAUUUAUAUGAUAUCCAAUGAACGUGGCGGGGAGGUCAAAAAGAAGAUUAAGAAAGCUAAGGAUAGAGACUUUGUGGAACAAGAAGCCAGUUACAGCAAAAAGAAGCGAGAUAAGAAGGAUAAAAAAAAACGCAAGCGCAAGGACACGGGCUACUCCACUGCCAGCUCACAAAAUCUGUACUCCACCAAGGCUAGCAACAAGGAUAAAAAGGGCAAGAAAUCGAAGCGCAACUGCAGCAGUUCUCCGAGCGAUUGCGAUCCGAUGAAUGCCAAGAAAUUGAAGCGCGCUAAGAAUGCCGAAAAGGCCGACAAGAAGAAAUCGCGCAAAAUCGAGGCUGUUAUUGAGGAGUCGAGCAGUUCAAGCAGCAGCAGCUCGGACUCCAGCAAUUCCACACUGCCCAGCUAUGAAGUGAUUGAUGAGAAGAAGUCGCGACGCCGCAAACGUGACCAGAGCAGCGACUCCAGCUCCAGCGACAGCAGCUCGGACUCGUCUUCAUCGUCCUCCUGAAUUGGGCACUGAAUAUUUGGACUAACGGCAUUUGAACGCGGAAUCCGCUGAAUGUAACGUUAUUGUAAUUUUUGUGACAGCCAAAACACAUUUGGCUGCGACGCUAGUCAAAGAAGACUCAGGUGUCUCUUUUUUUGGCAUGACUAUUUGAAGGGUC
Messenger RNA from Drosophila arizonae, 1971 nucleotides. RefSeq names its product transmembrane protein 26. Lineage: Eukaryota; Metazoa; Arthropoda; Insecta; Diptera; Drosophilidae. The record is from RefSeq and is a predicted model, not a curated record.